Python bivittatus (Burmese python) is the source of this 1604-nucleotide messenger RNA. NCBI's taxonomy places the organism in Eukaryota, Metazoa, Chordata, Lepidosauria, Squamata, Pythonidae. The record is from RefSeq and is a predicted model, not a curated record.
AUGUUGAGCUGAGAAUGGCUGACCAAGAAAGGUUACUGAAAGAGUCAAUCAGUAGAUUGCAGGGAUGAAGCAAAAAGGUGAUUCCUUGGGGGGGAAAACUAAGGCAGCCAAGGCCGGAAAAGCUGGCUCAGUCAGCCUCAAUGAGGAGGAAACAAGUAUUUCCUUGAAGCUAUGUAAACGUCAAGGGAGCUGGGCACAUGUGUUCCCGUAAGCGUGCUUCCAGAAGCCACUAGCAGCGUUGACUGCAGGAGCUUGCACGGCCUCAGCUCCUCGCUUUCGUCGUCUGUUUGGACUGAUGUGGAUUGAGCUGCUUAUCUCCAGGAAUCCACUCAGACCAGAACCCAACCCAAGAGACCGAGAGAUCGACAUGCGGAGAUUUCUCUUCUUCCUUGCCGUAGGAGCCUGGGCUGUUACUCAAGGAGUCGCAGAGGAAGACUUUGUAACAAUUUGGCCAGAAAAUCCUGUGGUGGAAUUUGGAGGUUCUCUUGUGCUAAACUGCAGUGCCAGUUGUGAAAAUAUUGGCCUUGAGACCAUCUUCACAAGGGUUCCCAGUGGAAAUGGAUCUAACUGGAAAGCCUUUCGUCUCAGCAAUGUUAGUGACUGGGGACCCAGGCCCUUGUGCUAUGCUAGCUGUGGGAGUGGACAGAAGAAUUCUCCAAUGGCAAACAUUAUUAUUUAUAAACUUCCAGACAGUAUCACACUGGAUCAAAUUCCAAAGAUGGAGGUGGGCAAGCCAUAUGACUUGACGUGCCAGGUUUCUGGUGUAGCCCCCAUCCAGAACCUCACCGUCACCUUGCUGAAAGGGACAGAACAACUUCUGGCAAAGACCUUUGAGAAUCAUACAGCACCUGGGGUGGGUCGUGUUGUGGUGAAACAUACAAUAAUAGCUCAGCGAAAUGACCACAAGAAGACAGUCACCUGCCAAACAUCUCUAGAUCUGAAUCCAAGAGGACCACUGUUGAAAAACACUUCCCACAACAUGUCAUUAGAAAGUUUUGAUUUUGCAGGUACUCCCCAGCUCCAUGCUGGCCUGUUCUUAGAAGCUGGGACCAAGAUGACUGUGACAUGUAAUACAUCUGAGGUUUCCCCAGCCAAGGAGGCUGCGUUUGAUCUGUGGUUUGCAGGGAAGCCUCUGACCUUAAACACCAGGGUGACAGGGGGCGUAGCAAGCGCCCAGGCUGUGGUGAUCCCUUCCUCAGUUGGAGAACAUGAGUUGCUCUGCAAUAUCUCUCUGGGGCCAGUGACCAAAAACGUGAAGAAGAUGGUGAAUGUGUUUGGUGCGUCUCAUAUCUGUAACUGUUAACACAGAGAGAUUUAGAAGAGUGGGUUCCCUUCCAUCUGUUUGAACAAACGUAGAAGAAGUUAGAAGUUAAAUUGCCUUCUUUUGAAAAACAAAACUUCAGUAAUGGAUUGUAGUUGAAGUGAGAGCCCUUUGAAACCAAUGGAACUGAAGGGAUAAGUAAUUUAUCCUAGUUAUGUUUUCACUGAGACCCAAGAACAACUACUUUAGGGUGAACCAAAGCCAUAGUAUUCUUAUUCAAAUUACAUUUAAUAAUUUAUAAAUGUAUAAUUUAAUUUUAAUAUAUGGAGCUUAGGUCUGACAU